This is a messenger RNA of Lates calcarifer (barramundi perch), 5806 nucleotides long. It is a transcript of the gene nwd1, whose product is annotated as NACHT and WD repeat domain containing 1. The record is from RefSeq and is a predicted model, not a curated record. Lineage: Eukaryota; Metazoa; Chordata; Actinopteri; Centropomidae. Gene Ontology annotation, molecular function: protein binding.
ACAGGUGUAGGUGUGUUUACAGGUGCAGGUCAUGAGGGACAGGUGGUUGUCAUGGAGGAAAGUCUCAGAGGGGAAGACACAGAGGAGACUGACGAACAGCCGAGGGAGAGAAGAUCAGACAGACGGCAGAGGAAGAAGAAGACGGUGGUUUCAGGAUGAAGACGAUGGCGGAGGGUCUGGCAGCAGCAGCAGGAGGAGGAGGUGGAGGAGAUGUCAGCCUGCAGGACGUCCUGAGAGGACGGACAGACGGAGCCCAGAGGAUGAAGACCAGCUCCAACAUGAUCCGGGUCUUCAUCAGCUCCACAUUCACAGAUAUGAGCAGUGAGAGGAAAGCUCUGCUGGAGAAAGCUUACCCUGAAGUCCUGUCCUUCUGUCGCAGUCUGGGGCUGGUGUUUGAGGUGGUGGAUCUGCGGUGGGGGAUUCGAAACGUCACAUCUGGAGACCACGAGUCCUGUGAGACCUUCCUGCAGGAGAUUGAGAGCUGUAAGAGGAUUUCAGCCGGUCCAGCGUUCGUCGCUCUGCUGGGGAACUGGUAUGGACACCGAGCUCUCCCUCGCCUCCUCCCAGAGAAACAGUUUGAAGUCCUUUUGUCCAAACUUUCCAAAAACCCUGAAGGAGUCAAACAGCUGAGUCAGUGGUUCCUAAAAGACAACAAUGCCGUCCCGCCCACCUAUGUCCUUCAGCCAAUCACGGCUCACUUCCCCCACUACAGCGACCUUCGACCUGAGAGUGGGCCUAAGCGCGACAGUGACGUCUUGUCCUGGCGCCUCACAGAGACUCAACUGUUGCAGCUCCUACGGUCCGCCGCCGCCGACGCCGAGGCCGCCGGGGACGUCACAGCUGAGCAGAAACAACACUUCUACACAUCAGGUCAGAGGCGUCUCACACAGUCUGUCUGUUUGUCCCAGAGGAUCUGUCAAACCUGAGUCUUCUCCUUCUGGUCCACAGUCACAGAGCAGGAGUUUGAGCAGGGUUUGUGGAGAGACAGCGGCGAAGGCGAACCAUCAGCCCUGCUCUUCGUCAGGGAGAUCCCCCGACAGAGGGUGAGGGACGGUCCCAAGCGUCUCGCCAAGUUCAUGGACGUGACAGCCGACGGGCUGCUGGACACAGAAGCUCAGGGACUCCUCGCCGGCCUCAAGUCUCGGCUCUACGCCUCGUCGCAGAAGAUCCUCAACCUGCACUGUGUGGAGCUCAGCAAGGGCGGUGUUGACCCUAAACGCAAGGAGCACGCUCAAUACCUGGACGGUGUCUGUGAGCAGUUUGUGUCGCAGAUGAAGGCCCUGGAUCAUGGCGGCGGUGGAUUCCCUGGCCGAAGGGACAGGAGGAAGAUCUGGGGCAGCGUCGAGGAAGAUGAGGGGGAAACGUCAGACUGGAUAGUUGAGGAGGUCGGACAGCACGUCGCCAUGAGCACAGAGCUGUGCAGGGGCCUCCAUGGGAGAGAGGCCCUGCUGGGAAAGCUCUGCCUCGCCAUGUGGGAGUCCACCAACGUCCGCCACGGCCCGCUGGUUGUCCACGGCGCCGCCGGCAUGGGGAAGACUGCUCUGCUGUGCAAGCUGGCGCAGGAGAUGCGGAGCAUUCUGGAGGGCGGAUCGGUGGUGGCGAUCAGGCUGCUGUCGGCCCGUCAUCCUCGAAGACCAGACGUCGAUCACGUCCUCCGCAGCAUCUGCCUCCAGGUGUGUCUGGCCUGCAGUUUGGCUCCGCCUUCGCCGCUGACGGCCGGCACUCACCUGGAGCUGCUCAGGUUCUUCAGGAGCGUCCUGGCCCAGGUCUCCCAGCAGGGGAACACUCUGCUCCUCAUCCUGGACGGUCUGGAUCAGCUCUCGGACCAGCACCACACUCACAGGCUCCGCUGGCUGCCCGUCGACCUCCCGCCCAACGUCCACCUGGUGGUUUCCAUGGACACCAACAGCGAGGCCUUCGCUAACAUGCGGCUGAGGUUGGAGAGGUUGGAGAACUUCUUUGAGGUGGAGCGUUUGUCUCGUGACGAAGGGAAACAGAUCGUGGAGUCGAACCUGCGAGCGUCGCAGCGAACUCUGACCCCGGAGCAGAGCGACGCUGUGCUGCGGAGCUUCGAGUCCACCGGCUGUCCCCUCCACCUGAAACUGAUCCUGUCCGCAGCCAGACGCUGGAGCUCCUUCACCCCGCUGUCAGAGAUACGUCUGGGCGCCAACGCACAGGAAAUGAUGUCACAGCUGUUCAUGAUGCUGGAGGAGAAACAUGGGAAGCAGCUGGUGGGCGGGGCCUUAGGAUACCUCGCUCUGGCAAGGGAGGGUCUGCUGGAGGCCGAGCUGCGCGACAUUAUGUCCCUGGAUGAUGACGUCAUCUGCGAGGUGUACAGGCACUCGCUGCCUCCGACGCCCUCCUUGAUCCGGCUGCCCCCCCUCCUCUGGGCCCGGCUCAGACGGGACCUGGAGGACCAGCUGGAGGAGCGGUGGACGGGCGGGGUCGCCGCCAUCGCCCUGAACAACCGGCGUCUGUCUGAGGCGGUUUCAUCUCGCUAUCUGACAUCAGAGCGCCGGGGGCGGAGCCACAGGAUUCUGGGGGAGUACUUCCUGGGUCGGUGGUCUGGGAAACUGAAGCCGGUGUCUCUGCCUGGUCUGUCGCUGCUCCUCUCCGACAGAAAGGUCCCUCCCCAGCCGCUGUGGUUUGCUCCAGGAUUGGCUAACGUCAGGAAGCUGCAGGAGCUGCCUCAUCACCUGCUGCACGCCGGCCUGUGGGAGGAGCUGCGACAGGAGGUCAUCGGCAGUGCUGAGUGGCUGUUCUGUAAGAGCAGGGUGUGUGGAGUGUCCAGUGUGAUCCACGACCUGGACCAGUGCUCCCAGUACAUGGACUGCACCGAGACCCGUCUGGUCCGAGACGCUCUGGUCCUGAUCAAACCCAGCCUGGACUUCCUGGAAAAUCACAUGGACAUGUCUCUGUUCUACACCGAGCUCUUGGCCAGACUCUGCUCCUUGGCUCCGAGCUUCCCCUCUGUGAUUGGCCGGCUGUGCAGCCAGUGUGAGGAGUGGUUACUGACGUGUCCGGAACCGAUCCUCGUCCCAAAGUGCAGUUUCCUGCAGCAGCCAGGGGGGGCGCUGCAGCACACGCUGAGCGGACUGCAAGGAGGUGUUCUCUGUGUGGACGUCAGUGUGGAGGCGGAGCUUCUGGUUGCCGGGUCAGACGAGGGCGUGGUGGCGGUGUGGAGUCUCAGUGACCAGCAGCUCGUCCACACUCUGCUGGGACACACCGGUGCCGUCCUGUCCGUUAAGGUGAUUGACAACUCGUCCGGCUGCCUCUCAUUGGCUGCUGACGGCUCUCUGAGGAGGUGGAGCCUGAUGAACGGCCAGCAGCUGCUCUGCGUCCAGGAGGUGGUACCUGUUGACUCCGCCCCCUCGUCAGUACACCUCCACCUGUGUGAACAGACACGGCUGCUCUGUGUUUACACCAGCACACAGGUGAAGGUGUGGAGGCAGGACGGGGCCGAGCUCCUCCUCCUCCUCAACAGCAGCAGUGAUGAAGACUCGGUGGUUCUGGGAGUUCUGGAUGAGUCUGUAGUUUGUCUGUCUGAGUUUGGUGUGGUCAGAGUGACUCAGCCCGGGAACAGGACUCGGACUGUGGAGACUCAGCUGGAAAACUCUCAGAGACGUUUGACUCUGGUGAAAUCUGUCACGUUACCGAAACGUGGGAAAGUGUUUGUGGUUUCUGAAGAAGGCUUCCUCUAUCAGAUCUCCAGGACGGGCCGACAGACGGCUGCUGAGUUUCCUCUGGUUCCUUCUUUACUUUCUGUUACUGAAGAUGAAAAAAUACUGAUCGCAGGCGCUGAUCGAACUCUGAGCCUCUUCAACAUCGACACAGACUCUGUGGACAAGUUCCUCGACCUCCAACACGACGACAGCGUUUUAUCGGCCUGCGUCUCCUCAGACUGCAGACUGCUCGUCUCUGGAGCUGCAGACCAACUCAUCCGAAUCUGGUCUGUGACCACCGGGGCCUUGUUGGACUCUCUCUGUGGCUCAGAUUCUCCCGUCACGUCUGUGCUUUUGUAUAAGAACUUUGUGGUUUCGACCUCGGCGGCCGCCGCCUCCGUCUGCCUGUGGAGUCUGAAGUACAACACCCAACACAAACCCACCGCCCACGUCCCGUCAGGCUGCGCACACGUCGCCGUCGCCAAAGACGCAGACCGGGUUUUCUUUGUCCGACACCCGAGUCAGACGGAGGUCAUCAGCUGGAACAACAACACAGGUUGUGUGUCGGAGCGUCUCGCCGUCUCUGCUCAGGUUUGCUGUCUGGACUUGGCUCAGCACAAACGUUUGCUCCUGUGCGGCCUGACGUCCGGGACCGUCCUCAUCUACCCGCUGGCCCUGCCCCAGGAGACGCUCUGCAUCCCACCUCCAGAGAGCCUGUCCCGGGUGCUCUGCAUGGCCGUCAGCUCGCAGGAGAAGCAUGUGGCCGUGGCCUACGAGGACUCAGUGUGUCUGUUCGAGAUCACCACCAGAGACAGCUUCCCCACGGUGGAGGGGCCGUUGGACAGGUUCCCCCUGUCCCUCCUCCACGGCCCGCUGUCCUCCAUGGCGCUGCUGUCCGACCGCCGCCUGCUGUACGGGACCACCUGUGGGGAGGUGAAGCUCCACCACUUUGGCGGCGGCGGUUCCGACCUGGAGCCUCACCGCAGCAGAGUGACCUGCGUGACGGCCAGUAACUGGGGGAAUCACGCCCUGGUGGGCUCCGAGGACGCCGUGCAGAGGCUGUGGGCCCUGAACCCGCUGGUCCUGGACCACACCAUGGAGUACAAAGGGUUUUUCUUCGAGGGCGUCCUCUGUGCUGCUUUCUCCGACAGCGACCAGUUCGUCUUCACCGGGUCUCAGGACAGAACCGUCAAAGUCUGGGACGUCGCCUCAGGAAACCUCCUGUACGUUCAGUAUGUCUACUCGCCCGUCGUCAGGAUGGUCACCUACAGGAACGGCUUCGUGGCGUUGUCCCAGCAGGGCGUCGUCAUCAGAGAAGUGUUUCGCUGUCCGGACCACAUCAGUCCAGACUACAACCCUCUGAGGAACGUCAAGGCCCAGUACCGGGUCACGUCCAGAGAGAAGACCCGGAGCAGCCAGCAGGCCUCCGUGUCUGAGCUCCAGGACUUUAACCCGGCCCAGUUCAACCUGAACCUCGUCAACAUGCUCGGAUCCAAACCCUCCUCCGCCUGUCUCAUACUAUAGGACACCGGGGCCCAAACCCGGAUCCCCGGACCUCCAGGGACCUCCAGGUUUCACAUUAGGGAACAAAAUAUUUUCAUUAUUAUUGUUAUAGUAUUUUUUUAUUUUCACUGAUAUUAAAGCUAAAUAUAAAUACACAGCACAUCUGUUUUCAUGUACAGUUACUGCAGAUGUUUAGUUUUUUAUUAAUUAUUACACAGUCAACAGACACUGCACUAAAUCACCUGCUCCAGAAUAUUCUGCUUCAGCUGCUCAAAUACAUUUAAAAUACGUAGCUGCAACACAUUUAACCAUAAAUAAAGUUCAGCGUUCAGAUGGUCGGAGGAGAGGUGGAUCGACUGCUGAGACUCUGACUGAUCAGAGGAAGCUUCAAGACUUCACAGGGUUUCAGGACUUUGUUCUUUCUUCAGUCGGAGCGAAGAAUCAGCGAUGGGAAAACUCUCUGCACUGAUUUCCUGCUUGUUGCUGACAGUCGGAGCGGUGAUGGCCCAGACAGCUCAGACUCAGGUCAGUGAGCGUCUGCUGCCUCAGUGGCUCACUGGCCUCAUCGCCGUCUCUGGCUUCCUCUUCCUCACCUUCGUCGGCUUCUUGGUGAAAAAGGCCUGGUGCGAGGAGUCCAGCAG